Messenger RNA from Naegleria lovaniensis, 1440 nucleotides. RefSeq lists its product as uncharacterized. Gene Ontology annotation, cellular component: mitochondrion. The transcript has a single exon. Gene Ontology annotation, molecular function: manganese ion binding; metalloaminopeptidase activity. The record is from RefSeq and is a predicted model, not a curated record. The coding region runs from base 1 to 1440 and encodes 479 amino acids. NCBI's taxonomy places the organism in Eukaryota, Heterolobosea, Eutetramitea, Acrasida, Naegleriidae.
AUGAUAUCCAUCGAUAAAAUUCCAUACACUUACCAAGUCCAACCAUCUACUCAUUCUCAUUUGAUGAAAGAGGAUGAAAUUGCACCUGGAUUUACAUUAGAAGAGUUCAAACAAAGACAUCGUAAUUUAUUUAAUUUAAUGAAAGAAAAUUCAGUAUUGAUUUUAGGGUCGAGAAAGGAAUAUUUCAUGUCUCCAAAUGUUAGAUAUCCAUACAAGCAGGAUUCUAGUUUUUAUUAUUUGAGUGGAGUGAGCGAACCAGAUUGCUUUUUGGUCUUUAAAAAAACAGACUCUGGAAAUUCUAUAACAUUAUACGUGAGAGAAAAGAGCAAAAAAGAAUUCUUUCAUGGAGUGGUUAAUGGAGUUCAAUCGUUGCAAAACCUUUGGGGAGAUUACCUUCAAGUGAAACAAGUCAAAGCAUUUGUUCGAGAUUUACAGAUAAUUGUUAAAAAUUUUUACACACUGUACUAUGAUCCUGAUUAUGACGAAAGAUUAUCUCAAAUUAUUAUAGAGAGCGGAGGAGGCAUGGAAUUCUUUAAGGGACCGUCACAGAAAUUUAAAAUUUUCUAUCCUGAAAAUUUAAUUGCCAUGCUCAGGAGUAUUAAAUCCAAGGCAGAAAUAGAGCUCACAAAACGAUGUGCACACAUCAGUGCUCAAGCCUUUAUUGAGCUCAUGAAACAGAUUAGACCUGGAAUGUCUGAAGCACAUGCAGAAGCAAUAUUGGAGUUUCAGUGUAAAAUAAGAGGAGCACAAAGACUUGGUUAUCCUCCUGUCGUUGCCUCAGGAGAUAGAGCAAAUAUCAUACACUACCUUACCAAUAAUCACAUUAUGGAAGAUGGUGACUUGAUUCGAAUUGAUGGCGCUGCCGAAUAUUAUGGAUACAUGAACGAUAUUACACGAACGUUUCCUGUAAAUGGAAAAUUCACACCUAUGCAGAAAAAGCUCUAUCAGGCCGUGUUGGACAUUCAAAAGAAAUGCAUUGAUUAUCUUAAAAAGCACUUGACAGAAACAAUAACAAUUAAUUCGUUCCAUGAGUAUUCCAUGUGUCUCACUCAAGAUGCUUUGGCUGAACAUUUCAACAUUGGCUCGGGAUAUGGAAAGAACACACUAGAGAUAAAUCAACUCAUUGAAGAGGUUUUAUACCCUCACAUGAUUGGUCAUGCUACAGGAAUGAAUAUACAUGAAGAUGUUCCAGGAAGAGACGAUAAAUUAGGACCUGGAAUGAUCAUUACUUGUGAGCCAGGAAUUUAUUUCUCAAAACAAGUGAAGAGUUACAUACCUAAUCCUCAAUUGCAUGGGCUAGGAGUUCAAAUCGAAGAUGACAUUUUACUCACAGAAAAUGGAAUUGAAAUUCUUUCUCAUGAAACUCCAAAAGAGAUUGAAGAAAUUGAAUCUAUAAUGAGUAUGAAUAGCAAGACCCCUCCAAUUUCUUUUUCAUUCUGA